AUGUCAGAAGAACAAGACUUGAAUACCGUUCUCUUCACGAUCAUGGGAGAUUUACAGACCCUGAAAAUUCAGAUGGGGGAGACCAGGACUCAGUUUGCAGAAUCAGAGGCUCGUUCGACAGCUAGGAUACGGAUGGAGGUCGCUAGGUCACCACCCAUUGCUUUGACUACUCUUACUGAAUCUGGUGACAUCGAAACGUUAAAGAUGGAAUCUACAGCGAUGCGCAAUGCAACCAUCUUUGUGUCGGAGUUUGUGCUGCACUGUGAGGUCACAUCACAAAUUCGAAGCUUUACAGUUGUUGCCUUGGCCAUCAUUUAUCUGGUGACCCUUGUUGGAAACACUUUGGUCCUUCUGGUAAUAAUCCUGAACCACCAACUCCACACUCCCAUGUUUGUUUUGAUUGCUAUCCUGGCUGUUAUAGACUUGCUAAACAACACUAACCUCAUCCCUAAAAUGAUGGCUCUUCUUCUCUUUGACACUUCUCCAGUACCAUACGGCGCCUGCGUGCUUCAGAUAUUAAAGAAGAAAUCUACAGCGAUGCACAAUACAACCAUCUUUGCAUCUGAAUUUCUGCUACACUGUGAAAUCACUUCAGAGAUUCGAAGCUUCACAGUUGUCACCCUGGCCAUCAUUUAUCUGGUGACUCUUUUUGACUUGUUACACAACACUAACCUCAUCCCUAAAAUGAUGGGUCUUCUCCUGUUCAACAAUCCUCCAGUACCAUUCGGUGCCUGCUUGAUUCAGAUGUUCCUGGUCUUUCAUCUAGAGUUAGUAGAAGCCGUUCUCUUCACUCUCAUGGCGUGUGACCGCUAUAUUGCUGUUAUCCACCCAUUAAGAUACCCUCAACUUAUUGCCUACGCAGCACUCAAGAUUUCAUCAUCUGAAGGCAAGGGGAAGGUCUUCGACGUGCUCAUCACCCACCUGCUCGUGGUGUUACUCUUCUAUUUGCCGUUGCUGACUGCUUUCAUUUUACCUGGAUUAGGAGUGAAGCUGUCAACUGAAGCCUACAACGCUUUGAUUAUAGUCGCUACUAUUGUACCCCCGAUGAUCAAUCCCAUCAUCUACAGUUUUAGGAACAAGGAAAUGAAAAAUGCAAUAAAGAAACUUUUCAUGGGGAAAAGAACGACUCCAGAAAUCAAGAACCAUAAAUGA
This is a messenger RNA of Polypterus senegalus (gray bichir), 1152 nucleotides long. Its product is annotated as olfactory receptor 13G1-like. Lineage: Eukaryota; Metazoa; Chordata; Cladistia; Polypteriformes; Polypteridae. Gene Ontology annotation, cellular component: membrane. Gene Ontology annotation, biological process: G protein-coupled receptor signaling pathway. The record is from RefSeq and is a predicted model, not a curated record. Gene Ontology annotation, molecular function: G protein-coupled receptor activity; olfactory receptor activity. The transcript has 5 exons. The coding region runs from base 1 to 1152 and encodes 383 amino acids.